Messenger RNA from Trichoderma breve, 561 nucleotides. RefSeq names its product carbonic anhydrase domain-containing protein. NCBI's taxonomy places the organism in Eukaryota, Fungi, Ascomycota, Sordariomycetes, Hypocreales, Hypocreaceae. The transcript is spliced from 6 exons. The record is from RefSeq and is a predicted model, not a curated record. Gene Ontology annotation, molecular function: zinc ion binding; carbonate dehydratase activity. Bases 1 to 561 code for a protein of 186 amino acids.
AUGGCUCCGUUUACAUUUCCCACUGAGGAAGUGACAUUCGCAGAUUUGCUUCUGCGCAGCGCGGAAUAUGCCAAAUCAGCGGAUCCUCUUCCAUUUGUGUCAGAAGCUCCCAAAAACUUUGUAAAGCCCACCGUUGCAAUAUUUGCUUGUUGUGAUUUUCGGUUUAGUCCUGAGGAAUACUUUAAAUUACGGAAAGGGGAAGCAUUUGUGAUAAGAACAGUGGGGGGCAAUGUACGACCGUAUCUUAACGAUUUGCUCUACCUGGAAGCUCUUCUCAAUAACGAGCUGCGGGAUAUUAUUAUCAUUCACCACGAAGACUGUGGGACAACCCGAAUAUCAGAGGAGAUGAUCAAAAACAAUAUCAAAGCCCAAACCUCAAAUCUUGACAGUGAAAUCGACAAGAUCAAAUUUUACAUGCAUGAUGGACAGAAUCUCGAGAAUAGCGUUCGAGCCGAAUUGAAGUUUAUCAGAGAAUCUCCCUACAUCCGUAAGGAUCUGACCGCUAAUGCGAGAGGCUUUGUGUUUUACUUGAAAACAAAUUCCCUUGAAGAGGUCAAGUGA